Molecule: messenger RNA, 20900 nt
Organism: Lymnaea stagnalis (great pond snail)
Lineage: Eukaryota; Metazoa; Mollusca; Gastropoda; Lymnaeidae
Source: the annotation of a GenBank genome assembly
ACCUGAUGUACAAUGUCUAGUGUUGUAUUCAUAGAGACAGGUGGCCACCGAGCCAUACAGUGUACGCCAGUAGUGGUUAGGGGGCAGAGGGUAGAAUGUGCCGACAGUUUUAAGAACAAUCUCUGACUUGGCUGAUGGGUCCUUCACCCUAGAGCCCCUGUGAGGGAUAGGUCGUCAUUGUAAGGCUGGUGAACAUGAAAACCUGGUGAGAGGUCAAGUGUUCGAGUGUCGAGUUCAUUCAUUGAUGACUAGUUUAUGACGUGUUCAUCAAUAAAUCAGUGACUUUUUCUGGGCGACUGUGUCAGUUCGCUCCUGUUUUAGUUCAAAUUAGACUGGGUUAACUUUGGACAGGAACUGUGUUUAGAUAAGUUGAGUCUGUGAAUAUAUUAUCUUAUUGUUAUGAGAGUUUGAGACUAGUUUGGGGAAUGUCUACUGUUGUGCACCCCUACACUGGGAACUGUUUAAGCUUAGCGUUAUUUGUUUAUUUAUUUUUUUUCUUAAAUUCUAUUGGACAAUAUCUUACUGGUGUUGUGUUAUGAUGUAUGAAUCAACUAUUCACAGGCUUAGUGCAACAUUCCUAGCACUAUCAAGAUUGAUAACCCUCAGUUAAUCAUGGUAAUACAAUGUGCUACUUUAACAUGCAAUUGGCCAUGGUAAUACAAUGUGCUACUAGUUAACCUGCAGUAAUACAAUGUGCUACUAGUUCACCUGCAGUUGACCAUGGUAAUAUAAUGUGCUACUAUAAAACCGUCCAUUAAGCGAAAUAAAUUAGCUGACAGUGGGGAAAAAAGGUCGUAGAUGGUUGGUGGGGGAAGGGGGCGACUAAUUGUCUCUGAACUUGGCCGUAAAUGAGUCUGAGAAACUCCAUGAAAUGUCAGCAAGCGACCACUCCUGCCCGUUGUCGUGAAAGGUCAUGAAGAUAGAUAAAUAUAUAGACGGGUUUUGUUGGGCCAGGACGAGAGCCUCUUAUUGUUAUUGUUGACUCUACUGGUGGCCAUCUCAGUCAUUCUAACAGGACCCGAGACGUGUGAUGUUUGAUGCACAGACACGUCCAUGUAGUGUCAGUAAUUAUGUACAGUGGCCCACCAGCAGGGCCAGUAUUUAUUACUAGUUUCUUCAGUGGCCCACCAGCAAGGGCUCAUAUUACUAGUGUGUACAGUGGCCAAUCAGAGGCCCGCAUUCAUUACUAGUUUGCACAGUUGCCCACCAGCAGGGGCCAGAAUUACUAGUCUACAGUGGCCCACAAACAGGCCCCUUUUACCAAUGUGUACAAUGGCCCACCAACCUUUCCCUAGCUUUAGUUACUUAGAUAAACACAUUUGUGUUUGUGUAGAAUUGAACAGGUUAACUUUCCAAUGACUUAACUUAUUGUUUGUGUCGUUGGGGAUGUGAUUUUUUCAGACCUCACCAACUCCUACUAGCUGCCAGGGUUUCUUUCAGCUAUAGGGGGGCAUUGCCCCCCCCCCCCGAGCCAAAAUAUAUCCAACAAUAAAUCAACUACUGCUNGCUAGCUGCUAACGCCCCUUGUUGGGACAAAUCAACUUCUAGAAGCCGACAAUAGGGGGACAUAAAACACGUUUUUAUGGAAUCAUUACAGUUAUGCCAACUGCGUGCGUUCUGCUUGUUAAGAGCCUGCCUUCCGUUGACCCCCACAAAACUAUCUCUCUCUCUCUGCGUGUAGUGUAACGUUGGGUAAAUGCAGCAUGUUAUAGAGACAAGUGUAACAAGGAAAUGGGGGGGGGGGGGGGGUUGAGAAAGGGGGUAGGUGUAAGUUCGAUUUUCUGGUCUUUUCAAGCAUGGCAACUGUGUGCUUGAGAUGGGCCUGGGGACGUCAUUGAUGCACUUGUUUACAUGCUAGCUUUGUUUGGUCAGUUACUGGAUCCACAAAUGCCAUUCCUUAACAAGGUCAGAUCAUACUAUGGUGGAAUGGGCAGGAUUUUUGGAGGAUAUCUGUGUACUUGUUUCUUCCUGAUAAAAAUCUCACAGUUGACUGAAUGAGUCAAAUUUGGUGUCCUAUUUAUGAGUUGACUUUUUAUGCUGUUCUUGGUAUAGGGAAUCUACAAACAGAAAAAAUAUGAAUAGUUGAUGAUAUAGAGACCAAAGUUAAGGUCACUAAAACUGACAAUCAGUCCCAUUGAGUUAGAUGGGAUUUACAGCUGUACCACAUGGGAGAUGCAACUUGUUGUUGCCACCCCAUUGAUGUGGGGAGUGAGCCAGAGUUAAUAAUUAACUGCCAUGUCAUUUGACUGUGAGAGAAUUAGCAUUCUGAGUAUUGCCACAUGAUUCCUACAGGAAAUGUAUUCCCCAAAGGCCAGCCUUGCAGGUGUGACAGGUAAGUCCUUCACCUGACACCAGCACCAGAUUAUAAUUUUGUUGUGUGUUGUUUCUGCAAGUCUUUGCUUGCAACUGUUGGUGUUUUCUUGCUUGGUUUGACUUUACAAGUCUUCCAUGAGAAGUGUGCACUGCAGACUUGUGGCAUGUCCUUGCUUGGUUUGACUUUACAAGUCUUCCAUGAGAAGUGUGCACUGCAGACUUGUGGCAUGUCGCUGACUUAGAUCACACUUAUAUGUCUGAUACAUUGUUAAACAUUGAACAUCUACUUACUUUGUUUUAUGACAAUGAGCCCUGGGGGGGGGGGGGGGGGGGAGUGUCUAAAGAAAUUUCACUUAAGGGACACCCCCCCCCCUCUUUUUCUCUCCUCCAAAAUAUAGACACACAGGUAAACUUAUGUAUGGUAUUUGUAGGUGAGAAAAGGGGAAAUGUUCAGAACCAGUCAGUUAGUGUGAUCAUCAGCACAAUUUGAAGGCUUUUAAAGUUCAAUUUUUUAAUUUAAUUCGAUUAUAUAAACACUUUUUAUAUCUGGUUGCUAUAAUACUCUGUCCACCACCACAGAUUUAUUGCUAUGAUACUCUGUCCACCACCACAGAUCUAUGCAAUUUCUACCUUAAUUUUGUUAAAUUUCCCCGCAAGCGGACUAUGGGAUUAAAUAGAUUUGACCUUCACCAUUUAAUUUUUUUUUUCUCUUUAGCUGUUGGAACAUUAAUCAAUUUCACUUUGUCUUUCCAAUAAAAACAGUUAAAAAAGAAACAUUACAAAUGUCAUCUGGUAUUAAUUUUUACCGUACACACAUUUUGUUGUAGAAAUUGUUUUUAAUGUUUAACUUUGAAAACUCUUGUGUUAUUUUUGACGCACAAAAAGAGUUUGUUUUUAUUCCAAUAUAUUGAUUUGUAUUACUGUGGGCUUGGUUGGAUUAUUUUUGAAGAUUAUCACCAUAAGAGGUCAUGGAGUUAUUUUGUUUGAUCUUGCCAGAUUGCUUCUUGUGUUGGGACAGCCAUGAGUACCAUGAAGAAACAAGGGGUCAAGACAGGUUCUGCCGUCAGCCCAGUGAAAGUUGCUCCUAAUCCAAACAGUGGUGACCAUUCCAACAUCCCUGCUGUAGUUGCGGUGACCACGCUAACGACAGGCCCCACCAUCAUCAACACGUUUGCCUCCUGUCCUUCAGAUAUUAUCACCAUGGGUAUGAAACAUUCCAAGUCUGACCACUCUGGCCUCGGGCGCAAGGAACGGAACAAGUCUCCCAUGGGCAAAAAGUACAUCAGCAAAAGUCAGGACAAUCUCACCACCGGCAACAAAAAGUCCCGGCCUUUAACCACCGUGUUGGAGUCACCACGGCCCCGAGACAAUGCUGCAUCCAUCGCCAGGGCAGAGGCCGUCAGAGCUGCCGAGAAGAACAAAGAGAAUGUUGCCCUGAAGGAGCGGGAGAAGAAUGCAGUGUUUGUUAAACCAAAGCCAGUUAAACCCACAAGUUUAACCAACAUUCGCAAGGCUUCAAGCACGCAGUCCAUAGACAAGAGCAGCCAGGGAUCGGGCAGUCAGAAAUCUACCGCUUCCAAAUCAUCCAACAAUUUAGCCAUCAAGCGGGCCCAGAGCACACAGAACAUUUCAAAAGAUAAGUUGAUGAAGAAAAGGACUUCUGCCCCAGCUGAUGUCAUGGCGUACAAUGCUGAACUACUCGCCAACUUUGAGAGGGAAAAAAAAAUCUUAGAGGUCAGAAUCUCAGAACUGACCAAAAUUGCAGAAAGCAGAAAAGGGGAGAUUGAGAAGUACAAAUAUGAAAUAAAGAGACUGAAACAGCCUACGUCUGUCACAGCUAAUGAGAAGGAAGAGUUGGAACUUUUGAGACAUGAGAACAAACAGCUUCAGGACAGGCUGACAGAGUUGGGAUUCCCGGCUGAGCAGAUCACAGAUUCUCAGAAGCUUCGUCUCAAGUUCUCCCACUCGGCCGGCAAGAGUCACAGCAGCAGCUCAGACAUUUGUCUGCCUACUAGCACCAGCUGUGACAGCUUGUCCACGGACGGCGGAGGGGCCAAAGGUGGGACGCACCGUAACACUGGGGAGGGAGGAAAGAUGAUGAUUGGAGGUGGCUCAGACCUGCGGAGGUCAAUAUCACUGUCUGCAUCAGAGCCAGGCAUGUCCAUCCCCGAUCUCUGCGGUACACCAGACCACCCGUCCAUUCUGUCCCUUGACCCGGGCAAUUGGGAUAAACAAAGUAACAAGUCUGCCAACAGUGACGGCUGUCUGAGCGAGGCAUCGGUGGCAUGUCUGACAGAGAGGAUCCUACAGAUGGAGGAGACCAACUACUCUACCACAGAAGAACUGCAGGCGACACUACAGGUAGGUGCUCUCAUACAAUCAAAGUGUUGUCCUUGGCCCUUUACCUCUUGUAAGUAAUCUGGUAUCCCUUUACCUCUUGUAAGUAGUCUGGUGUCUAAAUGAAUCUUCUCAAACUUUUCAGUGUGAUGGGUCAGCAGCAAAUAAUCCCCAUUGCCGCAAGAACCGGUUUCCCAGUUUGACAAAUGAAAUGUUUUUGUUUGGUUUUCCUUAUUUACAUUUUACCAAUGUGAGAAGCGGUGAGAAAAUCUAGAAUGUAUUACAUUUAGAAUUUAAACUGGAUUUUUGAAACAAAUCUGUCCCUUGAAUUUUUAUUUUUUUUUAAACUGGCAAGCAACCCCUGAUGUUAGCAAAGUUUUAAUAGUUAUAAAUAACAAUCUACUUAAAGAAUAUUUUUGUAUAUCCUUAGACUAAUGAAUGAAAUGAACAGGGUCAAAGCGAGUUCAUAUGAACAAUGCAGUAGACUGUCAAUGAGUCAGUCUGUGAAUUACUCGUGACAUGACAGAUGCCACCAUUCAUUGUAGGAACUAGGAGACCUACAGGAUGCUGUCAGUGAGUUGACAGUCUUUGACUAAUUUACUGAUAACAUGACAUGCCACCACUUUUUGUAGAGUUGACAGUCUGUAAGUUUGUUGAUGACAUGUCACGCCACCAUUCAUUGUAGGAACUAGGAGACCUGCAGGAUGCUGUCAAUGAGUUGACUGAAGAAAACACCAAACUGACAGAUGAGAAAGCUGUGUUGUUGGAAUCUCUGUGUGCACAGACAGACAAGCUAGAGACUACCAGGAUACAGGUAGGUCAGCUUGAACUUAGGGGCUCACUUUGGUAGGUCAGGAAUGUAUUUUCAUUUCAUAUUUCAAGAUGUUUUUAUAACAAAACCUGUGGCCUGAUGGUUUCUGCCUAAGAUGGUUCUAUAGAUUGCCCAUGGCUGAUGGUUUCAGCCUCAUAUCCAAAAGAUAUUGGGCUUGACUGAGAUGACAUCCCAAAUAAGAGGCCCCUUGGUGAAUUAGAAUUACACAUUGACAAAUUUCAACCACCAAAGCCAUUAAAAAAAAAAAAAGCUGAUAAUUUUGUUUUGUUUUAAAACUCUCUUGAGACUGUACCCAAAAAGAUGGAGCCCUUUUCACAAGCCCUGCACUUACUUUACAAAAUAAUGGAUACAAAAUAAACUGAUUACUUUACAAAUAUAAAACUUUAUGUUUUAUUGUAGAGAAUUGAAUAAACUAAUACAAUGUUUAUAACUCUAACUAAAAUCUCAACAUUUUUGAAAAUGAGAUGGCCUGAAUUGCAUAAUUCAUGCAUGCAAUUUUUUUUUUUUUUUACACUUGGUAUAAAAUCUUCUUACUUGCAGACUUUUGUUAAAUUGGCAUAUUUCAAGGUCACAUUUUUUGUUAGCAUUUAUAGGGGUGACUAGGUACAAAAAUAAAUUGAUAUAAAAUGACAGAACACCGUGAAAUAUCAAUGAAGGCCGCCAUUAAAAUGUCAAGAUGAGCAAGAAAUGCGAGAAGCAAUCUGAAUAGAUGUUAGGAAGACCAUCCAGCUAAUCUCGAAGCUUUUGUUAUGGGGCCAAUAGAUCGGCCCAGCCUUCUGAAGGGGGUUAAAAUAUUCUAUCUACACUAUCUAUGCUGUCUCAAAACAAACAAUUGUUAUUUUUUUAAAAAUCAAACAAAAAGGAAAGAAAGUCAUGUUUUAGAAUGUCUCAUAAAAAGAUUCUAAGUUAAUUUUGUAUUAUUUUUUUUUUUGUAUUGCUAAGUUUAUUAUUGAAAAGUAAUUAUACAAAAUAAUUUAAUUUUUUUUUUUUUUUUUGUGUGGUGAUUUGAGUUGAUUUUAAUUGUUAAUUUGAAAAGUGGUUUACCAAUGCAAUUAUUUUUACUGGAAUCUUAGUGAAUUUUUUUUUAAAAAGAUUUUAAAUUAAUUUUUUAUUUUUUUUUUUUUUGUAUUGCUAAGUUUAUUAUUUAAAAGUAAUUAUACAAAAUAAUUUAAUUUUUUUUUUUUUUUUUUGUGUGGUGAUUUGAGUUGAUUUUAAGUGUUAAUUUGAAAAGUGGUUUACCAAUGCAAUUAUUUCUACUGGAAUCUUAGUGAAUUUUUUUUCUGUCAGCAGAAACCUGCAUCUGUUUUAUUUCCUAAACAUUACCACAGAAAAAUCAUGUUUUUUUAAAAAAUAUGUUAGAAGAGCGGGAAACACUGGUAAAACUAAGCUCAAUACUUGUCUACAGUUAGAGCAGUUGAAAUGUCUUCUCAUAUCUGGGGAACUCCCUGAUAAGUCUGACAGAGACGGUCACUUGCUUGGUCUCCUCAAGUCUGCUCAGGAGGAGAGAGAGGAGCUGAUGAGGAAACAGAUUGAAUGGUCCAAUGCCCUGCAAUCCUUGGAGAAUGAAUGCAGGGAGGCUCAGGAGGCUGGAGAGAACCUGAGAGACAAGUACAGGUACAGGGAGUGGUAGAGUGAUGAGUGGUGGGUGGUGUUAGAGGUGGGGGGAUGAGUGGUAUGGUGGAUGGUGUUAGAGGUGGGGUGACGAGUGGUAUGGUGGAUGGUUUUAGAGGUGGUGUGGUAGAUGGUGUUAAAGGUGGUGUGAUGAGUGGUGUGUUAGAUGGUGUUGGAGGUGGUGUGGUAGAUGGUGUUGGAGGUGGUGUGGUAGAUGGUGUUAGAGGUGGGGUGAUGAGUGGUGUAGUAGAUGGUGUUGGAGGUGGUGUUGUAGAUGGUGUUAGAGGUGGGGUGAUGAGUGGUGUGGUAGAUGGUGUUAGAGGUGGUGUGGUAGAUGGUGUUAGAGGUGGGGUGAUGAGUGGUGUGGUAGAUGGUAUUGGAGGUGGUGUGGUAGAUGGUGUUAGAGGUGGUGUGGUAGAUGGUUUUAGAGGUGCGGUGAUGAGUGGUGUGGUGGAUGGUGCUAGAGGUGUGUGGUAGAUGGUGUUAGAGGUGGGGUGAUGAGUGGGUGAGGUAGGGGAUGACAUGUGUAACAGGUGGUUUUUGGUUUGAAGUAGAGAUAAUUAAAUCCCAGUAUGUGAAAUGAGAAAACUUUGAAAACAAUGAUCAUGUGAAAUAGUUAGCCUAAUGGGAAUAGUUAGUGUUUGGGUUGGGUGGUCAGGAUAUAUUGGACUACAUUACACCAAGUUAUUUGGGAAAAUUCUAUCAAAAAAGCUCCUGUGUGCCCAAUUUUAAAAAUAGACAAUUAACCCCACCUCCCCCCCCCCCCCCCCCCCCCCCCCCCCCCCCCCCCCCCCCCCCCAUGUACCCAGCUCCCUGGAAGAUGUGAACAGUUCCUUGAGAGCAGAGAGAGAUAUUCUACAGCAUCAGCUGAAUGAGAUGAAAGAAGUGAGGGCUGGUGAACACAUUGAGAUGGUUAAACUCAAGUCACUUGUGGAGAGCCAUAAAGCCAAGGUAAAGAUUGUGUCAUUUGAACAUGCUGCAUGAGUAGAUUGUGAGAUGUGGGGCAGUCAUUUUUUUGUUUGUAAACAGCUUGUCUCCCAUUGGGAUGUCACAUAAAUCAAAAACUUCUAAUUAACUUGUAUCUAAAUCUAUUUUAAAUUUUUAAGUUGUACCAUUCUUUGCUGAACAUUAUUCCCCAAAUGCGGCCACAUCACAAAUGUGUCUGUUGAACAUGAGCAAUUCACACCUCAAGGUGGACAGCCAAUUGCACAAUGACAUGUGAAAUAACAUUUGUUGGGGGGUGAGCCAUGUCUGGUAGCACUUAAGCACUAUUUUAAUCCAGACAUCCAAUACUGAUCUCCCACCUCAACUAUAUGGCAGGUUGCUGAACUGGAGACGUCUCGGGGUGGCCAGGAUAAGACAGAUAUUGAGGCUCUCCUGGACACAGCCAGACAAGACAAGGAUAGAGCCGAACAAAUGCUGGCCAACUUGACAGAAUCACUUGCCAGGGUGGAAUGUGAGGUGAUUAAACUCAAAGAAUCUCUGGUCAGCAAAGAACAAGAGCUCUUAGGUAACUUUCUGAUGGAAAUAAAACUUAAGUUGGCAUGGGUUUAGCAUUAGGUUGGCAUGGGUUUAGCAUUAGGUUGGCACUGGAUUAGCUAUUAUCUGUUGUUGUUUUUUUGUGAUCAGAGCUUAGGCAACCUUCUGAUUGAAAUUUUGUGUGGGGAUCAGCCUCACUUCUCCUUAGUUACUCAUUACCUCCCCUACCUGGGCCUCUUAACUCCCUUGUUACAAUACAAAUGAAAAAACCUAACCAUUUUUUUAAAAUGAAACUGUCAAGCUAUUUGAUAUUAUUUUUUUUAUUCUUUCAAUCCAGUCAAAUAUUUCUCUUAACUACACUGAUGUUUGUCUUGUUUCAGUGGCUCGUAAUAAUGCUAAAAGUCAGAUCUCAGAUUUACAGAUUGCUCUGAAGACAGCAGAGAAGGAAAAAGUUGAAGCAGAGAGAGAUGCUGAGGCCUUAAGGGGACACGUGGACCAGCUUGAAUUGGACUGUCUCAGGUGGGUCUAAGACAGGUGGUCGACUCAAUAGGCUUCACGAGCCACUUUGAUUUGUUUGUGUUAUAGUUUGAGUUUUAUUUCAAUCAUGGCAUCCAAUAAUGUUGUUAAUUACAAUUCUGAAAAAUUUAAAGCUAAUAUGUUUUCACAUUCAAGAAAUUACCCUGUUUAAUAUGGCGGUAAGGGUCGCUUGAAAACACUCAAGAACCUGUGUACAAGAGCUAAUGGGCUUUAUCAGGGAAGUUAACUAUAUUAUUACAGGCCCUGGCUUAUAGAGAAAAUUGGUGACAAUCUGAAAUUUCAAAAAAAUAAAAAUUGUAUUUUAAAAGUGUGUACCUGAUUUCCCAGGAAGUCUUUUGUUGACUGAAAGUCAUCAGUGAUCCCAGUGAAACCCUACAACUGAUACUAAAACAAACACCCGCUAAAACUCUAUAGAAUUGUUAUCUGUUCUUAAGGCACAUAAUGAAGUUUAGAAUAACGAAAUAAAGCUAACCUAAUGUGAUAGCUCUUUAUCUCUUCUCUCACUCAACUUUUUCAAUUCUAUGUCUUUGUAAAUUGAAUGAGGAACAAAUCAUUUUGUGAUAAAUCCGACAUCGGCCGGCCUCAGUAGUUCAAUUGGAAGGCAGCGUGCAAGGAGCCAGCUGGAUGCAAAUAAGUUACGGCUUAGGAAUAGUCAAACCAGAUUUUGGGAAUUAGUUACGGAUAGUCUUUACUUUGGAUGAAACAAAUUUGCUGGUGACAUGGAAGGUGUUUGUGUUGCAGACAUGUUGAAGACAAGAAAAACUUGACUGUCAAGCUGCAAGAAAAUCAAACUGAAUUGAGAAAAGUUAAGCAAGAGAAACAGAUCUGUGAAGCUGAACUGCAUGAGGUAAGUCUAUGUAAGUUACUGUUUGUUAGAGGUCGGUCUAUGUAAGUUAUUGUUAGAGGUCGGUCUAUGUAAGCUAUUGUUAGAGGUCAGUCUAUGUAAGUUAUUGUUAGAGGUCAGUCUAUGUAAGUUAGUGUUAGAGGUCAGUCUAUGUAAGUUAGUGUUAGAGGUCAGUCUAUGUAAGUUAGUGUUAGAGGUCAGUCUAUGUAAGUUAGUGUUAGAGGGCAGUCUAUGUUAGUUAGUGUUAGAGGUCUGUCUAUGUAAGUUAGUGUUAGAGGUCUGUCUAUGUAAGUUAGUGUUAGAGGUCAGUCUAUGUAAGUUAGUGUUAGAGGUCUGUCUAUGUAAGUUAGUGUUAGAGGUCAGUCUAUGUAAGUUAGUGUUAGAGGUCGGUCUAUGUAAGUUAGUGUUAGAGGGCAGUCUAUGUUAGUUAGUGUUAGAGGUCGGUCUAUGUAAGUUAUUGUUAGAGGUCGGUCUAUGUAAGCUAUUGUUAGAGGUCAGUCUAUGUAAGUUAUUGUUAGAGGUCAGUCUAUGUAAGUUAUUGUUAGAGGUCAGUCUAUGUAAGUUAGUGUUAGAGGUCAGUCUAUGUAAGUUAGUGUUAGAGGUCAGUCUAUGUAAGUUAGUGUUAGAGGGCAGUCUAUGUUAGUUAGUGUUAGAGGUCUGUCUAUGUAAGUUAGUGUUAGAGGUCUGUCUAUGUAAGUUAGUGUUAGAGGUCAGUCUAUGUAAGUAAUUGUUAGAGAUCUGUCUAUGUAAGUUAUUGUUAAAGGUCAGUGUAUGUAAGUUAUUGUUAGUUAGAGGUCAAUCUAUGUAAGCUAUUGUUAAAGGUAAGUAUUAGGCAAUAAUAGCAGGGUUGUAGGGAGGAGCUGGACCUCGUAGCUCUGGAUCAGGGUCUUUCGCACAUUUGAUUUGGUGCACAUGUGAUAAAACUCCAUGAAACUAUCCACCAUAGGACCCUCUUCAACACUCACUUAGUAUACUGUGAACACUGUACUGAACACUGAAAGAAAUGUGUUGCUUUAAAGAACAUGUGACAACUGCCAUCAUUAUUUGUUGAGGAAAUUUAUUGUUUUGUGUCAUUUCUAAAAAUAGAUGCAGUUUCAACUCUCAAGUCAAUCAACUUACUAAGGAUGCAGGAUUUCAAUAAUGUUAGAACUGUAUUAGAUACUUUCUUAACAGAACAUUGAAGACUGGAAAUGGUGAUCUUAGAACUGUAUUAGAUACUUUCUUAACAGAACAUUGAAGGCUGGAAAUGGUGAUCUUAUAACUGUAUUAGAUACUUUCUUAACAGAACAUUGAAGGCUGGAAAUGGUGAUCUUAGAACUGUAUUAGAUACUUUCUUAACAGAACAUUGAAGGCUGGAAAUGGUGAUCUUAGAACUGUAUAAGAUACUUUCUUAACAGAACAUUGAAGGCUGGAAAUGGUGAUCUUAGAACUGUAUUAGAUACUUUCUUAACAGAACAUUGAAGACUGGAAAUGGUGAUCUUAGAACUGUAUUAGAUACUUUCUUAACAGAACAUUGAAGACUGGAAAUGGUGAUCUUAGAACUGUAUUAGAUACUUUCUUAACAGAACAUUGAAGACUGGAAAUGGUGAUCUUAGAACUGUAUUAGAUACUUUCUUAACAGAACACUGAAGACUGGAAAUGGUGAUCUUAGAACUGUAUUAGAUACUUUCUUAACAGAACAUUGAAGGCUGGAAAUGGUGAUCUUAGAACUGUAUUAGAUACUUUCUUAACAGAACAUUGAAGGCUGGAAAUGGUGAUCUUAGAACUGUAUUAGAUACUUUCUUAACAGAACAUUGAAGGCUGGAAAUGGUGAUCUUAGAACUGUAUUAGAUACUUUCUUAACAGAACAUUGAAGGCUGGAAAUGGUGAUCGGUCUCAGUCACUGAAAAUGUUCAAUACUCUUAGGAGGUCGAGAGUCAAUCUCUUAGGACCUCGGCUAUGAUUUUUGCGGCGCGCCUCAUCUGCUGGGCGCUGCCGUAAAGGAGUUCAUUGAGGCACUCUUCAGGAUUCCUACCGUCAGCCCCAUCCCACCACUCGGACACGUGACCACCAAGUGAGCCACUGUCUAUUCUUCUUGUCCGCAUAGGCGGCAUAAUGGUUCCCUUCUGUUGUCAAGUCGAUGGAGGUAGCUGCGUGUCGCAGUGUCCAGUCCUCAUUUGGGUGAUGAGGCUUUGCUCUCCACGUCUAAGUUCUCACCAGGGGUCGCUCUUGCUCGGACGCUGCAUUUUCUGGUGGAUCUGUCGUCCUGUGGCUCCCGUGUCCACCUUCUGUGCCAUUUGUUCCCAAAAUGGUCUUUAAGCCAAGUCGUGACUCCCAGCUGAGUCAUAGGUUUGUCUGAAUGGGGCUGGGCCGCGCCUUCUUUGGCAAGGGAGUCCGCCCUGUCAGGAAGCGACACCUCUAAGUGCGAAGCGAUGAACUGUAGGAUUACCUUAGAGCCUUUCGCAUGGAUGUUGCCAACUGUCUCCAAAAUGGCUGUGACCAUUCUAGACCCCACCGAGCUCCCCCCCACGUGUUCGAGAGCUGAACGGGAGUCGGUGAAGACCACUACGUCCGGGAAAGACUUUCUUUUAGCUAGCCGUUUGUGGACCCUUUUGAGGGCUACCAGUAUCACCUCAAUUUCCGCAUCGAGGCUUGUUCUAUUGCUUCCGCUUCUGCCAGAUAGCUCCUCGGGUGGGGCUAUCUCUGCGGGAUACUGGAUAAGGACACCAUAGCCACUGCAUUUUUCCCUCGCAAAGCACGAGCCGUCUGUGAAGACUUUAACCAAACUUUCCGGGUAGGCGUUAAUCGUGUUUCUCACAGCCUCUGAUGGUUAUGGUUGAGGACUUGCUUUGUCGGCUUUAGUGGUAGUCAUGUUUAGUCGAAUGUCUGGUCAGGUUUCAGUCUUUUAUGUGGGCCCCUCAUGGGGAUCACUUUCACUUUCUCUCUGUUUCCGGAUAUUUGCACUUUUUAAACAGUUGUCUGAAAUCUUAUUGUUAGUUAGAAUGAAAAAAAAAAAAAAAACAUAUAUGACCAUUGAUUUGUUUAGAUUUUGCUCACUGUCCAAUGAUAUGAGCAGUGAAUAUAGGUGCUAUGAGCACCAUUGGAAACCUGUGAGCAUGAGAUUUUAAUGUGAAAAUAUUUCUAAUAAAUGAUUUGUAUUUUUACUAUGGUAUAUGUGCAAAGAGUUGUGACAUAAUUUAACCUUUGACUGGCUCGUCUGUGAUGGUUGAUCAGUCUCUUCUUGUGUCAUCAGCUGAGCUCCAAACACGACAUGGAAUCUGAAGAGUGGAAACAGUUCCAAAAGGACCUGCAGACCGCUGUGGUCAUUGCCAACAACUUCAGCCAGGAGACCCAGGAGAAGAUGGACCGACUCACCCUGGAGAAUAGCCAGCUCCAUGAGCAGUGUGACAGUCUGGAGACUGAGGUGAACAAACUCAGGCAGGAGAUGAGAGUCUUCAAAUCAGCUGAGGAGUCUGCUUCCAGGAAAUCAUCCAUACUCACUAAUGCUGAGUUCAAGGGCAAGGUAGACAUAUUUAUACUUACUAAUGCUGAGUUCAAUGACAAGAUAGACUUGUUUACACUUUCUAAUGCUGAGUUUAAUGACAAGGUAGACUUGUUUAUACUUACUAAUGCUGAGUUCAAUGACAAGAUAGACUUGACUAUACCUACUAAUGUUGAAUUCGAUGGCAAGAUAGACUUGUUUAUACUUACUAAUGCUGAGCAUUAUGUCCUCAUCGUUUUCAUUUGAGCACUUUCCUAUUUAGUUCACUGCCACCAUAAAAUUGAUAGGUUCCUGUGUCACAAUCACAAUGUCUUGUAAAUCAUGACAGAGGCGUAGUGGUUCAAAUAAUAGUGAUUAAUGUUUUAUUACACAUGAUCACAAUAAUAAUAUAUACGAAAUAGGUCUACAUCUCAUGCCGAACAUAUUAAUCCGAAAACACUUGGAAUGUAUCAGAUGUAUUUCGUUACUUCUUUACUUGAUAAAGUGUUAUCACACUAUAAAUCUUCAUUUAAAACAUGAAAGUUUUCUGUUGAAUCUUCUUACAUAAAUAUCGUGAAUCAACUGUCAUUAUUCAACCACCAUUUUUUGUUUCACUCCUUGCUAUCUCCUGAUUGGCCAAUUUUCUCUAACUCCCAUUACUCUGUAUAUUACAUAAGUAAUAAUUCCUGUAUUACUUAUCUCCCAUAUAUUCAUAUCUGUGACACUAAUGCUGAGUUCAAUGACAAGGUAGACUUGUUUUUACACUGAUAAAUUAUUGGCUUAUUAAGGAUGUAGGGCUAUAUUUAAAUAUCACAUUAAAAUUAUUUGGUUUGGUUAAAACUCUUUAUCUAAAAUUUAGAGAAGAAAAAAAGAUUAGCGUAAAAACAAAUAAACUUUUUAUUGAAAUUGAGAAAAUCUGUAUGUGUACUUAUAAGCUAAUUGUCAUUAAAGUAGAGUUGCCAACAGUUCCAAAAUGAAAAUAUGGGGACAGAGUUAGUAAAUACAUUGGUUUAUGGGUACACAGUUUGUAAAUACAUGGGCGUAUCAGUAUGCUGUUAGUAAUACUUGUGAACAAGCAGCAUGAAAAUAUCCACAAUGGCUGUGCAGUCAGCGAUACAGCAACUGACAGACAGCUGACCUGAACUGACCCGAGGAAUGAGAAUAAACAAACAAAUUCUCUAUUAAAAGUCAUUAUAAAUUCCCAUCAAGAAUUAUAACUUUUGUGAUAGUUUCCUCAAAGUCAGGCCAGCACAACUCAAAUUUAAUGCGGGCCAUAAUACUUUAUGAAAAACUUGUGCAGGCCGAAAGAAAACUGGACGGGGGGGAAAGCUAUUAAUAAAAUGGUAGUAAUGAAGAUUUGUUUGUUUCUUCGCUGGCCGCAAAGUCGGUGCUGGCGGGCUGCAUGUGGCCCAUGGGCCGUAUGUUGUGCAGGCCUGCCUUAGGCGAUCACAACUUGAACAUUUGAGAUUUAGAUAUUUAAUAAUAAUGCCUUGAACAUUUGAGAUUUAGAUAUUUAAUAAUAAUGCCUUGAACAUUUGAGAUUUAGAUAUUUAAUAAUAAUGCCUUGAACAUUGAGAUUUAGAUAUUUAAUAAUAAUGCCUUGAACAUUUGAGAUUUAGAUAUUUAAUAAUAAUGCCUUGAACAUUUUUAAACAGGAGCAGGAGAAUGAGUUUGACCAAUUUCAAUGGCAGAAUUUUUAACAAUUUUCAUGUUUGCUUUUUAAAAAUUUACACAGUCGUUGUUUAAACCUUUUCUUACUUUUCCAUGUCAUCACUUGUGCUAUUGUCCAGGUUCUGACGUCUAUGGAUAGGGAUUUGGCUGCCAUGAGGGAGGGGCGGUCCCACAUGGAUCAGCGCAGUCAGAGCAUCUCUGUCAAGUCUCUCAUUAGAUCUAUCGAAGAGCAGGUCAAGUCCGGGUGUUCUUCCAUUCACUCCAGCUGCUCGGAGUCUCGGCGAAGCUCAACUUCCUCUGACAUUUCGCUGACCUCACUUAAAGACCUGGUUAAGACUCCUUCGUCUCCCCUGCCCACCCCCGACAGCCCGAGGUCACCCACAAAAGACUUUGCACUGAGGUCUCUCAGUUUUCGGGGCAAAACGGCAGAGCGAUCCCCACAGCAGAGACUGACCCCGGGGACGGCCGCUGGGAGCGGGAUCCCCAGUCCAGAGGGGGGCACAAAGAGUGCCUCAAACUUGAGGGCUGAGGAUGCCUCCACAAAGACACCCCAGAUAUCCUCCAUACUUAAAGACAGGAGCACCCCAAGGAGAGGCAGUACUGUUGUGUAAGUAGAAAAUACUAUACAAACAAUAGAAUUUCUGGGACAUGACAAGUAAAAAAAACUCCCUUCAGCUGCAGACCUGGUUUUAUAUGUGUUUGUUACGUUUUGGCUGCAGACCUUUUUUUAUAUGUUUGUUACGUGCUGGCUGCAGACCUGGUUUUAAAUGUGUUUGUUACAUUUUGGCUGCAGACCUGGUUUUAAAUGUGUUUGUUAUGUGUUUGCUGCAACCUGGUUUUGUAUGUGUUUGUUAUGUGCUGGCCGCAGACCUGGUUUAAUAUGUGUUUGUUAUGUACAAAUUUUUCUUUCCCAAAAUAUUUGAUCUAGAAAAAUACUUCUAAAAACUUUAAAUGAUGUUAGAAACGUUAAGAUCAUUACAUAAAUUCUUCUUUUUAAAUUAAGGAAUUGUGAUGAGUUUUGGCAAUAACAGGUAGAAAUUAUCGUAAAACGCCUGUAAUUAUUAUCUCGAUAACAUUGGGUGAUAUUUUAUAUAUAUAUAUGCAUAAAUUAAUUUCCAUCCUUUGACUGUCUUGAAGAAACAGACACUUUUUGAAAUGUUUCAAUUUCAGAACAUGCCUUACCUUUAAAUUCUAAAUUAUUUGAAUUAUCUGAAAUCUAAAAUAUUCAAUUAAUGAAUUAAGGGUAUUUGCACUUGUAUUUUCAUAUUUACACUAAUCAAAUAUGUUCUAAAAUGUCAAAGUUAUGAAUGCAUUAACGGGGAUACAUAAUUUUUAAAAAUUCAACUAAAACAAGUAAACACACGGUCAACAUUGACUUGAUUCCACCAGAACAUGUAAACGCACGGUCAACACUGACUUGAUUCCUUGCUUGUUUCCCCAGGGAUGUUACCCCCAGUAGAGACCCAUUGGCCUCCCUGGCCAAGCUAAUGAAAGGUUCCAAACGUAACGCCUUACUGAAGUGGUGCCAGCUCAAGACCAUUCCUUACUCUGUGAGUCAUUUUAAAUGAUACGCUAUCUAACCGGAUGUUUUGGAAUACUGUUGUUCUUAUCUUAUAAAUUUAAAAUAAUUUUAGCUUUUAUUUCAAUGUAUUUUUUUUCUUAAACUCUUCUUUAAAAAAUAUUAUAUGCAACAAUUGUCUCCCUUUAGACCAACAGUUCUCAACCAGUGGGUCGCACGACCCUUACGCAUGGCCAUCGGAAAACACAUAUUUUUUUAAAGUAGCAACCUAAAUAAUUUUAUGGUUGGGGGGUCACCACAAAAUUGAGGAACUGUAUUAUAGGGCCACGGCAUCAGGAAGGUUGAGAAUCGCUGCGCUAGACAAGGGUAAAUUGUAAAAAGCUCUUAGUUUUUAAUUUCGGGGAGGGGUGGGUUAAAUGAAAAGGAGAGGUUGUUACAUGUAGGUAUAUCUAAAAUCGUCUAAAUAUAUUUAGAUUAGAGUAAAGGCUCACGCCAAUUAUGCUUUUUAGAUAAAUCAGUCAAUCAUCUAUAGUCUUGAUUACAACCAAAGAUGAACAUUUCUUUGUGACAGAAUGUUGACAUCACCAACUUCAGUAGCAGCUGGAAUGAUGGUCUAGGCUUCUGUGCCCUCCUGCACAGCUAUGUGCCUGAAAAGAUUCCAUAUUUUGAACUCACAUCAGAAGACAAAGUAAGUCCACACAAUGUGUCCCAUCAAUGGGAACGAUGGGGGAAGUCUUAAAAAUACACAGCGGUAGACCACUUUACAAACAACAUGGCCCCUGACAUGAGUCACUGAUAGAGUUAUGUACUGUCACUGCCUAUGUAACAUCAUUACCCAUGUAACAUCAUUGCCAUGUAACAUCAAAGCCAGUGUAACAUCACUACCCAUAAAACAUCAUUGCCCAUGUAACAUCAUUUCCCGUGUAUCAGAAAUUGCCUGUGCAACUUUAUCAGUGUAACAUCAUUGGCAUGUAACAUCAAUGCAAGUGUAACAUCAUUUCCCAUGUAACAUCAUCAUCAGUGUAUCAACAUUGCCUGUGUUAACAUCAUUGGACUGUUGUUUUCAUGUUAUCCAUUGUUCUCCACAGAGACAAAACUUCACCCUGGCCUUCACAGCAGGAGAGAGUGUGGGCAUCAAAGCUACACUGGUCAGUUCUAGCAUACACAUUUACAUAACACAUGGUCAAACACAUUAGAUAGCACAUGGUCGACCACAUUUACAUAGAACAUGAUCAUACAAAUUUACAUAAACAUGGUCAUACACAUUUACAUACAAAUUUACAUACAAUACUUCUUUCUAGUAAUACUAUUGGCAUCAGUAGUUUUUUUUUUUCCAAAUUAGUAUUAGCUUCAUCGUUUGUUAGAUCUUCUUGAGAUCAUUCAUCAAAAGCAUUGAUCUGUUGUUAUGGGCAUGAUUCAGUUUACACAUGGACAAUAUGUACUAUUGAAAUGAUUGAAUUAAUGUGCUGGAAACUCAAUACUUUAUUCAUAUUAUAGAUUGAAUCACUAUAUAUAAUAGGUGUUGACACAUAUACUAUAUUAUAGUUAGGUGAAAUCACUAUUUUAUAUUAUAUGUGGAAUCACUAUAUUAUAUUAUAGGUGAAAUCACAAGACUAUAUUAUUGUUAGGUGGAAUCACUAUACUAUAUUAUAGGUUGAAUUUAUGCUGACAUCAAAAAUUGCUUCUGCUAUAUGCUUUGUUAAUGUACCAAGCUUAAAUAAAUGAGACCUAUUGUGAGUUAUGACAUUGAUUGUCCAAUGCAAUCAUUUUGAGUUUUAAUAUUUACAGUCAAAUGCAGCCAUUGAUAAUCACCCAAAGUUUGUUGUGAAACUAAAAAUAACUCUGACCUAUUUCUUUUCCUCACAGAACAUCAACGACAUGGUUUCCAUGGAGAGGCCAGAUUGGCAAGCAGUUAUGAACUAUGUCACAUCCAUCUAUAAACACUUUGAGGUGGACAGACAAUGAAUGAUGAGAGCUACCCACCCGCCACGGGCUACAAACACACCCAGCCUCGGGGGAGGGGGGGGGGCACAUAACUGUUCCCAGGUGGACAGACUGUGACGUUAAUAAAAGCUUCCUGGUGUGGUCCCAACUGAAAUGUGUCCUGUUGACACUCCUGUGGAGACUGAUAUCCCUGUUGACAUUUGUUUAUUUUUCCAGUCAGAGCCAUUUUGUUAUGCAUUUCCUUGAGGCAAACAUUUGAAAGUCUGAAGUCAUUGAGAGUUUUAUUAAUUUAAUUCUGUUUGUGUUGUUGGAUUUAUACCUUUUCAAGUUAGUUUGAUUCAUUGUUAUAAUAAUCUUAAGUCUCUUUUUCACAUCAUUUAGUGACUUUUAAAUUAAUUGGACAAAUGACUUGGAAUGUUGCAAUUCUCAUUUCAAAUUUAGCCCUCUUUUUUUCCCCCUAUCCUUUACUGUCAUCUAUUGAAAUACAGAAAAAGGAUAACAAAGUAAAGGAAAUAUUGUCUUGUAUGAAUAGAAUCAACUUUUGUAAUGUAAGAAAAAGUUUUUUUUCUCCAUGUUUUGGUGUUUAAAUAUUAACUGUCAUCUUGUAUCUAAGCUACCAACUUUGCCUAUCUCCAAGUGACUUGUCCAUUUAUACACUUACCACAACUACAGACUGACUUGCUUUUCCAUUCAUAACAUGCAACAAUUGGUUGUAAGGAGGUCUAGCCUUAGGUUUAGUUAUUGUUGUUUCUCUAUUAAUAUUUGACAUGAGUUUGUUUUGCAAUAUUUAUAGUUUGUAUUCAUUCUAUCUAGUCUUUUGAACAUUUUUAUUUAACUUAUAGAAACCAUGUUGAUUUAGACAAGAAUUGUAGAAACUAUAUCCAUUUAGACAAUUCUAAUAGACAACCAUGUCCAUUUAGAAAAUUCUAAUAGACAACCAUGUCCAUUUAGACAAGACUUGUAGAAACCAUGUCCAUUUAGACAAGACUUUCCAUAUUUAACUCUUUUGCUGAGGAAUUUAUUUAAAAGAGCGAAAAAGAGUGAGGUUAUUUAAAAAAUAUUUAAAACAUUAUCUUUUGGUUUAUAAGGCUAAAUUUGGAUUCAAAUGAAAGAUAAUUGAAUGGACUAUAAGUUAACUUAUUUCUUCAGUUAAAUAAAAAUAAGUAUCUAACAAAAAAGAAACUUGAAAACAUGUGAAAACAUAAUAUGCUAAACAAUUCUUUUCCCCCAAACCCUUUGAUAUAACUCAAAUCAUCUAAAUCUAGUACUAUGGAAUAAUAAUGCAAUGGAUAUUAAUCAACUUAACUAUCAAUAGAAAUAGUAUAAAACAUUCAGCUUUUUGAGCUGUUAAUUGUCUAGGAAACUUACUCACCCCAUAGCCAUAGCAACAGUAUUGAUAAAGAAGAAAAAACAGCAAAGAAUAUUAAUAAAAUAAUGACAAAAAAUAAACCUUGCUUUCACUCAUAAACAAUGAAUUACCACUCUUCUAUGUAAAAUUUUAAUUAAAAAAUCACCCUUAAAAGGUUUAACCGAGAAAUAGCAAAGAAACAACCAUGAUAUUGCAACAAGACACAGUGCGUUGGCCCAUGCUUUUUAGCAUGGCAGAUGAAUGUACCGUGCGUUGCACAGCAGCGAAAGAGUUUAAUCUAUAUCUAAUUUACAAUGCAUAUAUCAUUUCAAUAGGCUUUUAAAUUAUUUACAUUGAAUUCUACAGCAACACCAAAUAUAUGCUGGCAUGUUUUUUGCCAAGCUUUUCAAGUCAUAAUUUCCCACACAAUCCAGAAUCUGCUCAUGUCUGAAAUGAACAUCAUUUAAUACAGGGGAGUAAAUCAGUGAAGCACUGGUAACCUUAGGCUAGACAACUUUAUAUUAAUGGGCAAAAUUAUCUCUUUUUUUUUUCAAUACUGCAUUUUGUGUCAGUAUUCAUUUACGGCAUUUAAAACUGGGAAAAGACAUAAUUCUUUACUUUUCCAUUUUUCUAUAAACUCGGAGUCAAUCUCACUCUUUCCGAGUGUUGGUGAAUCUCUCUACACGUACACAUCAGUUGUAUUUCUUUGUGAGUGAAACAUGAUUUCAACUAUCAUCUCCAUAUUUGCUUAGCUGCUAUCAUUUGAGACAAUCCUAUUCCAUUGUGUGCUGUAGAUUGGAGAGAAUGCUGACCUACAUGCUACCUACAUAGUGUUUCUGUUCCAUGUGUGAUGUAUAAUUGAAUAACCUACAGACUGGUAGUGUUCCGUUCCAUGUGUGAUGUAUACUUGAAUGAAUUCUGACCCACAUGCUUGUAGUGUUCUGUUCCAUGUGUGAUGUAUACUUGAAUGAAUUCUGACCCACAUGCUUGUAGUGUUCUGUUCCA